AUGUCUGAGGCUCGGUGUCCUAGCCUACGGUGUCUACACCGUGGCGCUGUGGAGCAGCCAAAUCACGGAACAAAUCCUGGUUCGCAGCUGCGCAGUGCUGCAUUUCACACUUCUGGUCGCGGUGCUCGUAGAUACCUUCAUGAUGCUCGACGACAUCUCCAACCGCAUCAGCACUCUCCAAUACGCGCACAUGAUCCUUUCGGUCGUCUUCGCUCCCUCGAAAUCAACGGCCUUCUGUUCGGUGUGCUGCUUCGCUUUGUGCACAUGGAAUCUGGCUCAACGCUCAAGCGAGACUUUUACGCCGGUCUGUUUGCUGCAGCAGUCCUUCCAAGCGGCCGCAGGAAUUGGCUUGCCUUUCAUCGUCGAUGCUGUACUUCGGGACUGGAUCGCGGUUUCCUUUCGUUCCAAGGACUCGGAUUCCCUCAUCCACGGCUUUCGCCGGAUGUUGAAAGGAAUAGCCGAUGGUGA
Molecule: messenger RNA, 468 nt
Organism: Symbiodinium necroappetens
Lineage: Eukaryota; Dinophyceae; Suessiales; Symbiodiniaceae
Source: the annotation of a GenBank genome assembly